Molecule: messenger RNA, 2513 nt
Organism: Schistosoma bovis
Lineage: Eukaryota; Metazoa; Platyhelminthes; Trematoda; Strigeidida; Schistosomatidae
Source: the annotation of a GenBank genome assembly
GCUCUAUUCUUGCUGCGCCGCUUCGGAUUGUUAUAGGCUUAAUUAAAAAUGGAACCAAGAAUAAAAGAUGCUGUUGAACGAUUGGAUCAUCUUUAUCAACGACUUGUUAAUUAUAAACCAUUACUCGAUCAAAAUGUUUUAAAUGCUGAAUUUGAAAUAAGAGCAAAUUUUAAAAAUUUAAUAGAAUUAUUAAGUAAACGACAAUCAAAUCUACUUAUUCAAUUGCAUAAUAUUGCCAAAGAGAAAUCUAUCCUCAUUGAAAGUAAUAAACAAACAGUUGAAUCCUUAAGAAGUGUUUUAUUACAAUCAUGUGUUACCAGAAAUGAAAUCGAUACAAAAAUUGGUGAUUAUGUUAGACGAGCUGAAUCAAUUAAUUUAACAUCAGAUUUAACACCAUUUAUUGCUUUCCAUAUUGAGAAUAUACAAUUAAAUGAAAUUAUUUCAACAUUUGGUCGACUUGCAUCUAGAUAUCCUGGUCACUUUGCUGAUCCAAAUAAACCUUCAGUAUGUUUACCGCAAUUAUUUGAAGAAGAAGAACAGAUAAGAAUUGGGAAUUCAACUCUUUCUUCUACUGUAUUCAAUCGUGUCCAACCAUUAUGUAUAUGCAAUGAUCCAACAUUAAAAAAAUGGUUAUCAUUAACAGAACAUAAAUGCAAACGAAGAACUUCAUCCGAUUCUUUGAGUAAUAUAGAUACAAUGAAAGAAGAAGAGGAUGGGAUGAGUUUCACUUCAAAAAAUGAUUAUUUCUGGUUGAGUAAAUUAUCUGAAAAAGGAUCAGUACAAGAUAAUUUCGAAUCCAGUAUUUCACAAUCAGCAGCUGUACGUGUACCAUAUUGUCAGCCACACUCGACACUUGUCCGUACAUGGCUUGAAUUACGAGAUGAUAGUCAACCACUGACAGUAGAAUCUACAUCUUAUCAUAAAGGAGAAUUAUACGGAUUGAAUAAUAGCUUAAAGCCCUCUAAUUUAAAACAAAAUAAAUCUACUUCGGAAAGCUUUGACAUUUUGACAAAUUCAUCUCAAAAUAUGUCCAGUUUAAAAGAUUGGUUAUUCUGUGAUCCGGCUGAAUUAAGAGAUAUGCCUGGUUUAUCGACAAAACUUAGUCGUAAUGAUGGCAGUAUUGGCUCUAGUGUUGGUAGUAAUAAUACCAGUGAAUACAGUACACGUUCAGUGAAAUCUUCAUGGUUAAUACCAGAGAAUACAACUUUAUCAAUUAAUAAAGAAAUGUCUACACUCUGCAUAGAUUCAUCAAAAAUCGAUAAUUUAACAAAGAAUUCAUUAUUUCCUGAACAUAUUUUUCAUUCUGGACCGAUUGAUUUAUCACGUUGGUUAAGACAAUCACCACCACCACCACAAUCGAUGGAUAAUAACAGUAGCAACUUAUCAAUGGAACAAAAUCAAUCUAUUAAUGAAGAGAUGAAUAGUACUACUUCACAAACAAAUGAAAUCACUACAAUGAAUCCAAAUAAAAUUAUUGAACAUAAUGGUAUUGUAGUAGAAUACUGUCCAAAAUUUGGAAUAUGUCAAGGCGGUCCUGGUGGACCGACAUGUUGUGGUGGAUGUUCUUUAUCGAUGAUAAAAAGGGACUCGAUUGAUGCAUCAAUACAAUCAAUCACUAAUGAAAAUUCAAUAAUUGGUAUUUCAUCAAAUACGCUAAAUAAUGAGAUGAAUUCAUGUGACAAUAAUAAUAAUAAUAAUAAUAAUUCAAUUGUAACUGAAUUAAAUCGUAUUGCAAAUAGUGAUUUAAAACAAUGGAUUGUUAAUGAUAAGCCAGAACAAUAUAAUAACAGUGUUGAUUGUUAUUCUGAUCGAAGGCAACAAUCGGAUUUUGUUCAUCCGGUAACUCAAAAUUAUUUAACAUCAUCAGCGCCUCAAACAAACUUUUCUGUUAUUGAUAUGGAAAUUGAUGGAAAAGGACGUGGAAUAGGAGAACUAGAUGAACCAGAUGCAUUAUCUAAUCCUCAUAUUCUUCUAUCACCUUCAAUUGAUAUAAAUGAAUGUAAAUCUAAAGAAUUCAAUGAGAAAACAUUUUUACCAUGUAAAAAGUCUACAUUAUUCACACAAAAACCAGUAUCCACAUAUUCUCAUUGGUUAAUUUAAUCCAAUAGAACAGUAUAUUCUCUCCAUGUUCAUAUGAAUUUUAACAGGAAUUGUUCCCUUGCCAACUCUCUCUCUCUCUCUGUGUGUGUGUGUGUCUCCUUUUGUUCCAUUGUGUAUGGACAAUCAAUAGAGUCCUAUUAUAUUCUUUUUAUGGGUUAGUUCUUUUCUCACUCACACACACUCACCUAUUUACCCAUGCCCAUUUGUCCCCCGAAAUAUCUUUUUUUAUUGUUUUGCAUUGACGGUCUAUUCAUCAUGAUUAUUCUCUUAUGCUUGAUUUUCUUUGGUUUUUUUCUUUGAAUUUUAAGUUUGGAGAAUGGAAAAAGUGAAUAAGAAAGAACAAUUAUUGAUUCUAAUGAUUUACAAUUGUAAUUAGGAUAUAAUUUCAAAAUACAUAUGAUAAUUGGUUUAUA